Molecule: messenger RNA, 1096 nt
Organism: Ruditapes philippinarum (Manila clam)
Lineage: Eukaryota; Metazoa; Mollusca; Bivalvia; Venerida; Veneridae
Product: glutathione S-transferase Mu 1-like
Exons: 6
Coding region: 103-762 (219 amino acids)
Biological process (GO): glutathione metabolic process
Molecular function (GO): glutathione transferase activity
Source: RefSeq, a predicted model, not a curated record
GGCCUAUGUAGUACACCAUACACUGUGUACAUCGUCACAUACGCAUAGACGCUUGAAUUGGUUGAGCGUUAUUUAAAUUACCAUUAUCAAAGACAAACAGAUAUGCCAACUCUUGGAUAUUGGAAAACGAAAGGUUUAGCACAGCCGAUUCGAUUGCUUUUAACAUAUGCCGGGGUAGAAUUUGAAGAUGUACAAUACGAACAAGGGCCUCCGCCGGAUUUUAGCAGAGAAUCGUGGUACAGUGUAAAACCAAAGUUUGGAGAAAUUUUAUCUUUUCCCAAUCUACCGUAUUACAUAGAUGGCGAUGUUAAAAUUACCCAAAGUCACGCUAUUUUAAGACACGUAGCCCGGAAAUACAAGCUGGAUGGUGUAACGGAGAACGAAAAGGCAGUUGUAGAUAUGGUAAUAGAGGAGGCAAUGGAUCUCAGGCAUGGUAUUGUCAAAAUAACGUAUACAAGUGUGGAAAACUAUGAGAAAUGGAAACCAGAUUUCUUUAAGAAUCUCCCGCCAAAACUAAAACAGUUUGAGAAUCAUCUAGGUGUGAAUGACUGGUUUGCUGGGCGCACUAUAACAGCGGCUGAUUUUUCGAUGUAUGAAAUUCUUGAUCAACUUAGACGGAUGCAGGUAGAUUCUUUGAAUGCCUUCCCCAAGCUACAGGCUUUCCUAGAUAGGUUUGAAUCUCUGCCAAAAGUCAAGGAAUAUCUAUCACUGGACAAAGUCAAAAAUCUUCCCAUCAAUAGCAAAAUUGCAGCUUUUAAAUGACGGUUUGAAUUUACAUAUUAUCAAUUCACUUAUCACAAAAACCAUUGAAUAAAAUUUUGAAAAAAAGACGACCGUCUAUUUUAAAUUAAAGAAAGUGUCUUUCUACCAUUUAAAUCAGAUUUACACGGUGACAAAAAUGUGUUUUUACUUUAUUUUUGACUUGAUUAAUUUCGAUUAAUUUACAUGUUCACAAUGCUGCAUAUAGUGAAUAUUCAACCAAGAGGCUUAAAAUUCUCCAACCGACCACGACACUCUUGAAAAAGCUUGUUGAAACUGUACCUCGAAACUUCAUAAAGCUAUAGUCUAUAUGCCAUUCAUAAGGUAUUGUAAUUGA